UUAUUUCAACAAAUAGCGUGCUCGAUCUUUCUGGUUUUAUGAAGCCUGUCCUGCCAGGUUUUGCUAAAAAACGCGGGCACGGCGGGCAGAUUGGUAGAUACCAUAUGGGCAUAUGACAUGACGUCGUCAAUCGAACUCUGCUGAAAACUCGUGUAACAAUUAAAGAUGAUGAAACGAGAGGUUGCCAAAACGAAACUUGUGCAAAGCACUUCGGCGGUGCGGAGAACAGGCUCACAAAGCUUGUCUUCUUCAAGCAUGCUGAGAAGUGCCCAAUCAAUUGCCAAUACUAGCGGAGACGCCAACCCAAAGCAAGUCGACCCUGAGGUUGAAACGGACAUUAUUUACAGCCAGUACCUGCAUGCGAAAAUGAUGGAAAAAAUCAUGUCAGAGAAGAAGGCUGAAAUUGAAACAGCCGUCAGGGAUCAAUUUGCUGAGUUGCUGAAGGACGAAUCUGGCCUGGAAAAUCCUAGGGUCGCUUACAUAAAUGAUUGCACGGAAAAGUUGAAGCAGCUGCGCCAGGAGUAUGACAAGUUGCUUGAAUUGAAAAAGGAAAUUGAUGAAUUGGAAAAAAAUUAAUGCUCUAAAUAUAGAUUUUCAUAUCGGUUAAAAACAUGCUUCUUGAUCUAAAAUAAAAGCAAAUGAUUACAUUUUUACUAGAGGUUUUAAGAUUGUAGAUUGUACUGAGAUUUAAAUUUACAGUUCGAAUUAACAUUAUUUUAUCCUUGAUUAUGGAAUUAAAGUAAGAAAAGAUAAAUAAAAUUACGCUUGUUAGCUUGAA
This is a messenger RNA of Neocloeon triangulifer, 778 nucleotides long. RefSeq lists its product as uncharacterized. The transcript has 4 exons. The coding region runs from base 166 to 576 and encodes 136 amino acids. Lineage: Eukaryota; Metazoa; Arthropoda; Insecta; Ephemeroptera; Baetidae. The record is from RefSeq and is a predicted model, not a curated record.